Molecule: messenger RNA, 1111 nt
Organism: Trametes versicolor FP-101664 SS1
Lineage: Eukaryota; Fungi; Basidiomycota; Agaricomycetes; Polyporales; Polyporaceae
Product: GTP cyclohydrolase I
Exons: 5
Coding region: 42-908 (288 amino acids)
Biological process (GO): tetrahydrobiopterin biosynthetic process; tetrahydrofolate biosynthetic process
Cellular component (GO): cytoplasm
Molecular function (GO): zinc ion binding; GTP cyclohydrolase I activity; GTP binding
Source: RefSeq, a predicted model, not a curated record
ACAGCCAACACCAGCUCUCGACUAGCCUCGAGAAGCUCAAAAUGGCCCAAGACGACGAGCACAGCGCCGCCCCAAACGGCGCGCACGCACAUCCACAUGAAGAGCACUCCGAGUCCGAGACCCACCCGGACGGUCCGUCCUCUUCCCAGCAUCCCCCGCUGCAGCUCGCAACCCCGCGCCUCCGCGACGGCCUCGGAUUCCGCCCUGCGUCGGGCAUCUCGACGCCCCAGUACUCCUCGAGAGCGGUCGCAGUGGGCAAGGCAAGCAGCCCGCUGCCUGACUCGAACGGGCUCGGCUGGCCAGCGAAGAGCACCCACCUCCGCCUGAACGCGACCGCCGAGGAGCGCGCGGAGCGCGAGAAGAAGCUCUCCUCCGCCGUGCGCACCAUCCUCGAGUGCAUAGGCGAGGAUCCGGACAGGGAGGGGCUGCUCAAGACCCCCGACCGCUAUGCGAAGGCGCUGCUGUGGAUGACGAGGGGGUACGAGGAGCGAUUAGCAGAUAUUAUCAAUGACGCCGUGUUCGAAGAAGACCACGACGAGAUGGUCCUUGUGCGGGACAUCGACAUCUCCAGUCUGUGCGAGCAUCACCUCGUGCCCUUCACGGGCAAGAUCGCGAUUGCCUACAUACCCAACAAGCUCGUCCUAGGCCUGUCGAAGCUCGCGCGGAUCGCAGAAGUUUUCAGCCGGCGGCUGCAAGUGCAGGAGCGACUGACGAAGCAAGUCGCGCUCGCCGUGCAAGAGGCGAUAAAUCCCCGCGGCGUCGCAGUCGUCAUGGAGGCGACACAUAUGUGUAUGACCAUGCGUGGCGUGCAAAAGCCCGGCGCGGUCACAGUCACCUCCUGCAUGCUGGGUUGCUUCCGGACACAGCAGAAGACUCGUGAAGAGUUCCUCACUCUUAUUAGGCGAUAGCGCCACGGUAGUCUAGACUUCCAUACAUACGAAUCUCGGUGCCGUGUGUUCUGCGACGAUUCAACUCGCGGGUCCCUAACAGUUCAACCUUGUAUCACCCCCACCUGUAGCCCUUCCCCGUCGGUCCAACAUCGUACCUACAAUUCAACAUUGCCCCACAUUAUACGGAUCUUCUGCGUAGUGUACAGUCUGUAAUAUCCCGC